AUGGACAGCAUAAGCCGGUUAUAUAUCACCGAUAUUAAACUACGGAACAUACUGAGUCGGGGAGACCACCCCUCAGUCCUGUUUUCCGAUAUACCAACGGUGGACUCAUUACUUCGACAGGUUGAUCAACUUCAGGAAGCAGUUGACGGCGAUAUCCUAGAGAGACUUGAAGAGGAAAAUGCUUUAUUAGAACAAUGUAUUAAAUGCGGAAGACAAAAAUUGGUCUCUCUUGCUAGCAUCCUUCGAGAGGCCUUUGAAAGCUAUGUGGUUUUGAAUGCAUAUCUUGAGAAUCUACAAAAGGAAGAGCGUGCAAUUAGCGAGGAAUGGGCGUCUCUUCUUCAAUGCGAUACUGUCGAAACAGCGGGUGCGGAAGAGAGGAUCAGGAAAUCAAUCUAA
This is a messenger RNA of Cladophialophora bantiana CBS 173.52, 396 nucleotides long. RefSeq lists its product as uncharacterized. NCBI's taxonomy places the organism in Eukaryota, Fungi, Ascomycota, Eurotiomycetes, Chaetothyriales, Herpotrichiellaceae. The transcript has 2 exons. The record is from RefSeq and is a predicted model, not a curated record. The coding region runs from base 1 to 396 and encodes 131 amino acids.